Rattus rattus (black rat) is the source of this 1675-nucleotide messenger RNA. RefSeq names its product KRR1 small subunit processome component homolog (gene Krr1). Gene Ontology annotation, cellular component: nucleolus; small-subunit processome. The record is from RefSeq and is a predicted model, not a curated record. Gene Ontology annotation, molecular function: RNA binding. The transcript is spliced from 10 exons. The coding region runs from base 144 to 1286 and encodes 380 amino acids. NCBI's taxonomy places the organism in Eukaryota, Metazoa, Chordata, Mammalia, Rodentia, Muridae.
ACCGUUUUGGCUUCGUGUUCGUAUGAGUAGAGACCGCGCAGAUUUUGUCCGGAUCAUCCGGAACUUAUUUUGCAUUAGAGACGCUGUAGCCGGCGGGAUUAAAGGACAGUUCCACUUCCGGUAGCACCGGAAGCAAUUUUAAGAUGGCAACUUCUGUAGACACGCCUGCCAAAGAAGCUCGAAAAAGUGACUCUCGGCAGCAGAAACAGAAGCGUGAGAACCAAGAUGAGGGAGAGCUCCUCACUGUACCUGAUGGUUGGAAGGAACCAGCUUUUUCCAAAGAGGACAAUCCCAGAGGACUCUUGGAGGAAAGCAGCUUUGCAACCUUGUUCCCAAAAUACCGAGAGGCUUACCUGAAGGAGUGCUGGCCGUUGGUCCAGAAAGCCCUGAAUGAACAUCAUGUUAAAGCAACGCUGGACUUGAUUGAGGGUAGCAUGACUGUUUGUACAACAAAGAAGACUUUUGACCCUUACAUCAUCAUUAGGGCCCGAGACCUAAUAAAGCUCUUAGCAAGGAGCGUCUCUUUUGAACAGGCAAUACGGAUACUUCAGGAUGAUGUCGCAUGUGAUAUCAUUAAAAUCGGCUCUCUAGUGAGAAAUAAAGAGAGAUUUGUGAAAAGAAGACAGCGGCUUAUUGGUCCCAAAGGAUCGACAUUGAAGGCUUUGGAACUCCUGACAAACUGUUACGUUAUGGUUCAGGGGAACACCGUGUCGGCCAUCGGACCUUUCAGUGGCCUGAAAGAGGUUCGAAAAGUAGUCCUUGAUACCAUGAAGAAUAUCCAUCCAAUUUAUAACAUUAAAACCUUGAUGAUUAAACGGGAGUUGGCAAAAGACUCUGAGUUACGAUCGCAAAGUUGGGAAAGAUUUUUGCCACAGUUCAAGCACAAAAAUGUGAAUAAGCGCAAGGAACCGAAGAAGAAGAGUGUCAAGAAGGAGUACACACCCUUCCCUCCCCCACAGCCCGAAAGUCAGGUUGAUAAAGAACUGGCUAGUGGGGAAUACUUUUUGAAGGCGAAUCAGAAGAAGCGGCAGAAAAUGGAAGCAAUCAAGGCUAAACAAGCAGAAGCUCUUACAAAGAGGCAGGAAGAACGAAACAAAGCAUUUAUUCCACCUAAGGAAAAGCCGGCUGUGAAGCCAAAGGAAGCUUCUACUGAAACGAAGAUUGACGUGGCUGCCAUCAAGGAAAAGGUUAAGAAGGCGAAGGCCAAGAAGCUGGGCGCUCUUACAGCAGAGGAAGUUAAGCUCAAGAUGGAGGCUGACAAAAAGAAGCAGAAGAGAAAAAAGUAACAUCGGAAAGACUCGGACUUUCUACUGUUUCCUUUCGUAAAGGAUUUUGAGAUGCAAAGACUUUAGCUGAGUCAAACUCAGAAAAUCCUGACCAUUUUCUUCUGCUCAUGGACGUGCACUUUGUAAAUACAAAGGUGGAGGAUGCCUGUGCAUUCCUUGUGCCCAGCCAGCCCAGGCACACUUGGCCCAGAUGUUUUAGGAACACCUGUUGUUUUAAAUUGUACAGAUUUUUGUAAUGAGACUGUUACUCAUCAAUGUUUGUUGCCAUUGACUGGUCUUUGUAAACAUACCCAAAAGAUUUGGUUUUGAGGAAAAUUUCCACUCGAUUUUGUUAUUUUACUCCAGAAUUUAAAAAGAAAACCUCACAAGCAGAAAAUCCAAGGCCUCCA